AUGACGACACAGGGCCAGCGUGUAAUUUCCCGGGAUACUACUGCCGCGGAGCUGGACUCCGAUUACAAAUGGGGUUUCACCAUCGACAUCGAGGAGGACGCGUUUCCCAAGGGCCUCAGCGAGGAUGUCGUGCGGUUGAUCUCGGCCAAGAAGAAUGAGCCGGAGUGGAUGCUGGAAUGGCGACUCAAGGCGUAUCGGUUCUGGACUCGCCAAAACUACAGCGAGCCGACCUGGGCUAACAUUGAGCACCCGGCCAUCGAUUUUCAGGACAUCCGUUACUACGCCGCGCCCAAGUCUGCGAAAGAAGGGCCCCAGAGCAUAGAAGAUGUUGACCCGGAGGUGCUGGAGGCGUUCAGCAAGCUGGGCAUACCGCUGGAAGAGCAGGCGCGGCUGGCCGGCGUAGCUGUCGAUGCGGUGCUGGAUAGUGUAUCGGUUGCGACCACCUAUCAGGAGCAGCUGGAGAAGGCCGGAGUAAUUUUCUGCUCCAUGAGCGAAGCCGUGCAGAAACAUCCGGAUCUGGUGCAGAAAUACCUGGGUUCUGUGGUGCCUUAUGCCGACAAUUUCUACGCGACGCUCAACUCGGCCGUUUUCUCCGACGGUUCCUUCGCCUACAUACCGCCAGGCGUGCGUUGCCCCAUCGAGUUGAUGACCUACUUCCGUAUCAACCAGGCCGAUAGCGGCCAGUUUGAGCGGACGCUGAUUGUGGCUGACAAGGGCGCCUACGUCAGUUACCUCGAAGGCUGCACCGCGCCGAUGCGCAAAACCAACCAGUUGCACGCUGCGGUAGUUGAACUGGUGGCCAUGGAAGGCGCUGAAAUCAAAUACAGCACCUUGCAGAACUGGUACCCCGGCGACAAGAACGGCGAGGGUGGUGUGUUCAACUUUGUUACCAAGCGGGGCAAAUGCGCCGGCGCCGAUUCCAAAAUCUCCUGGACACAGGUGGAGACUGGCUCGGCCAUCACCUGGAAGUACCCCAGCGUCAUUUUGCAGGGCGACAAUUCGGUCGGUGAAUUCUACUCGGUGGCUCUGGUGAACAACUGGCAACAAGCCGACACGGGCACCAAGAUGAUUCACGUGGGAAAGAACACCCGCAGCACGAUUGUAGCCAAGGGCAUUUCGGCCGGCCACGGACAACAAACCUACCGGGGUCUGGUGAAAAUCAAUCCCUCAGCACGCGGCGCCAAGAACUUCACCCAGUGCGACUCGCUCCUCGUUGGCGACAAGUGCGGGGCACAUACCGUGCCCUACAUCGAGGUCAAGAACCCGUCCGCGCAGUUGGAGCACGAGGCCACCACGUCCAAGGUUUCCGACGACCAGCUUUUCUACCUGCAACAGCGUGGCAUCGGGGUCGAAGACGCACACUUUAUGAUUAUCAACGGCUUCUGCCGCGGCAUUUUCCAGGAACUGCCCUUCGAGUUUGCGAUGGAAGCAUCGCAGCUGCUGAAAGUGAGUCUGGAAGGAACCGUAGGCUAA
Messenger RNA from Geodia barretti, 1473 nucleotides. Lineage: Eukaryota; Metazoa; Porifera; Demospongiae; Tetractinellida; Geodiidae. The record is from the annotation of a GenBank genome assembly.